Molecule: messenger RNA, 2430 nt
Organism: Physcomitrium patens
Lineage: Eukaryota; Viridiplantae; Streptophyta; Bryopsida; Funariales; Funariaceae
Product: cyclin-U1-1
Biological process (GO): regulation of cyclin-dependent protein serine/threonine kinase activity
Molecular function (GO): protein kinase binding
Source: RefSeq, a predicted model, not a curated record
GCCGCGGCUAUGGAGCAAAAUAGCAGCAGCAGGAAGAGGAGCAUAAUUGUGAGCUAUGCCGGCCGAGACCGGGCUGUAUCAAAGAGAGCCAAAUUUUUCCGGGCAUUCGCUGGGCUGGAUGGCUGUUGUGAAGGGAUGGCCUAAUCAGUGAUUGGAUUCUCUGAGAGUGGGUGGGAACAUGUGUCGAUGCUGGAGCCGGGCGGUGGUGCUCUGUUUCUCGUACUUUCUUUUUCCAGCAGGCUUGCGAUCCGAUGAAGAAUAUGCGUCCUUGUCUGAUUCACGAUGACGCAGAGUUUUCAUGUGGAGGUUGCAUAGUUUUUGUCGUCUUGAGAGGUUUCACGGCGUUGCCCGUGGGGCAUAUUCGAGAUGUCGCUGUGUGCAUCGGAUUGUGAGCGAUUUGAGUCGAAGCGAGGGGAUUCGGUGGAGAUGAGCAGAUUUUGUAGGGAGUUGAGAGGUGUUGUUGUGGUGCGCGCGGAGGUUGAGUGUAGACUUCGCUGGAAUGCCGGGCUGCGCAGGGUUGCAUAGUGAUGGGAGAACACGUCGCGCCGUGUGCUUGGCAGGGAUAGUGAUAGGGCAUGGUGCGAGGUAGUGACCAGUCACAAAUCUUGCCCGAGGAGGAACACGAUGGAGCGUAGCGCGUCCUUGAGAUGUGGUUGUUAGGUCUGUAACCCUAGUGUGAAGAAUUGUAGCGUAGGAAAGAGCCCGAGUUGCUCUAUUAUUUUCCGUUGUAGAUAAGCAGCGGCAUAGAGAUCCAGGCUGGGUGCGGAGAUGGCUUAAAGCUGGCCAGAAUGCCGCCCGCGUGCUCCGUACCUGCGCUUCUGGUGGAAAACGGUAGCACCGGUGAGGACGGAGUGCUCCAUGCAGACGUAUUGCGGAUGCAUUCCAACGGCAGCCAUCCCAAAAGUGUGGGUAAAGGUUCUUCGAAAGACUCCUCUUCCCUUACCUUCGGCACUACUACAGACAAUGACGAGGAGAGGGUCACGGCCUCCGAGCGAGAGAUCCCCAAGGUGAUCACUGUUCUAGCCUCAGUGCUAGACCGUCUUGUUGCAAGAAACGAGCAGUUCGCCAACACCCCGUCCCAACCAGGCGUCUUUAAUUCGAAGAAGCUCACUAUUUUUCACGGCCUGCGGGCGCCCAGCAUUAGCAUUGCGAAGUACUUGGAGCGCAUCUUUAAGUAUACAAAUUGUAGCGCAUCGUGCUUCGUUGUUGGAUAUGUCUUCAUUGAUCGUCUCAUCCAUCGUCAGCCAGAUUUGCUUGUCACGUCUCUCAACGUACAUCGUCUGCUGGUUACAAGUGUUAUGGUGGCCACCAAAAUUCUGGAUGACGUGCACUUCAACAAUGCUUUUUUUGCUCGAGUGGGAGGUGUGAGUGUGGGUGAGCUGAACAGAUUGGAACUCGAGUUUCUGUUUCGCCUAGACUUCAGGCUCACUGUGACAGUCAGUAUAUUUGAGAGCUAUUGUUCUUACCUUGAAAAGGAAGUGAUGGCUACAGAGAAGAAGAUAGAGCGGGUAGAACGAAGGCUGCCCGCGUUCGAUAGUGCCUCCACAAGUCCAGGUGGAAAGUCACCUGUGCAUUGGAAAAGAUCAUCACCUGGACGCCAGAGAGAGUCAUUGGAUUCAAACCAACUUCAGACAGAGUAUCACCAGACUUUUGCCAGAAUAAUGGCUAGAGAUUCGCCUCCAAGUUGUUGAUAUUCUCUCCUUUCUCUGUUAUUAGAAUAUUUAGGUUAACAGAGAAAGAGAUUCACGAGGAAGGAUCAUGUGACAUCGAAGAGAUAGUGUUCUUCAAUUGCUAUUUUCUGGGAAUUGCAUCUAUGCAUUCAGGUCGAUCUUUUCUUUUUCAAGGAUAUAUCAGUCGAAAAGAGCGCACCGGAUGUUUUCUACGCUGUCAUCGAUUAUGAGCACGCCUGGUACAGGCAAUGCAAUGUAGUGAGGCAUCUGCAAAGUGGUGCCAGGGAUGACCGACGAGUUUAAAUUUUAAAAUCUCAUCGCCAUCCUGUCUUUCAAGUCCUAAUUUGGGAUGAAGUUGUUUAUCCGGUUAGGGAACAUGUGUUGCACUAUCAUCUAGUUUGGGUACAAGGUAAGGAAUUCAGCAGUUAGGGAUUUAUACUUGCAUCAAAUGCCUAGAGAGGGAACUUUGGCGUGUGUCCGUUCCUUCUUGGUUGUCAAUAUCAGAAGACACGUCCUUCUCAUUCAGUUCAGUCUGUGUAUGAAACGUCAAAUUUAUAUACAGAAGAAACCGGAUUAGAGUGUCAAGUGACUAGUUAUGUAGUAGAGCUCAAUUUUGAAUGUAGCCGGAAUGAAUUUGGUGCGGGAAUUUGUCGCCAAUGACUGGCUUUGAUUUUGCAUAAUGUGUACCACACAUUGGGAGCAUUCGACUAUUUUGUACUUUUAAUGCUCUUGUAUCUACAUAAUUGAUGUACUUGUUUAA